Heteronotia binoei (common prickly gecko) is the source of this 4737-nucleotide messenger RNA. It is a transcript of the gene EPB41L4A, whose product is annotated as erythrocyte membrane protein band 4.1 like 4A. Bases 940 to 3006 code for a protein of 688 amino acids. Gene Ontology annotation, cellular component: cytoskeleton. The transcript is spliced from 24 exons. Lineage: Eukaryota; Metazoa; Chordata; Lepidosauria; Squamata; Gekkonidae. The record is from RefSeq and is a predicted model, not a curated record.
GGAGGAGGGAAAGGAAUGGAGGCGACGCAGACUGGCGGGGCAGCAGAGCUACACACGGACCCGGCGGACGUGCUCAGCAGCUGCGUAGGGAGUAGCCGCGCCGCGAAGGGGACCUAGUAGCUUAUCCGAGGUUUCGCUCACAUGCGGUUUCUGGAAUAGCACGCGGUGGCGACUCCCAGAGUGACUCUGCCCGCCGCAGUCUUGGAGCUCUUGCUUCUUAGCAGUCCCAGCUGCUGCCUCCGUCCUUGGACAUGCCGAUUAAAGAGAACCGGGCAGCGGAGCCUAACCUCAGCCAUGAGGGAGCGCUAGGCAAGGGGACGAUGCUGCUCUCUCGGCUGCUUGGCUUCUUCUGCGGGACUAGACAGUGAGCGUUCCCCGCGCCUCUGUCGGGGCAAGUAGAGCGCUUGGCGCCAACCUCAUUCUCGAGCCCGUUUGCUGGGAACUUUUGGGGCGUGAAAUGAGCCCUGCGUUUCCCUGACCGGAGGAAGGCGUGCUUGAGCGGCCCGAGGGAAAACCUCUCCGAGAGCUGCGCUCAUUUGCUCCGUUGGCUCCGCGGGGGAAAGGAGGAAGGCGUCACGCUGACUGAGUUGUCUUACCACCGCUCGCCCUGCCAAGAGUGGGGGCCCCUUGGCUUCAUUCACCCGGUGCAGGGCAGCAAAAGAGAGAACUCCAAGCUAUUUGCUAGCUGUCUGAAGAGGAUUAUUCCUGUAUUGUUUAGCUCAAUACAUUACUAACAGCUGGAGCCACAACUUCACAAGGUCAAAGCAUAAUUUGUUCUGUUCAGAUUCCUUGAUCUGGAAUCUGGGUUGCUGAACCAAAUAAAUUAUUGUUUGCCAGUGCUGUGUUAAGCACUAUCUGGUUUUCCCUUAUUCCUGGACUUGGAGUUGCUUUCAUCUCUUAUUUCCAUUUGCCUUCAGACAUCAAAGCACAGAAACAGCCAUGGGCUGUUUCUGUGCGGUCCCAGAGGAAUUCUAUUGUGAGGUUCUGCUUCUGGAUGAAUCCAAAUUGACCUUAACAACCCAGCAGCAGGGGAUAAAGAAGUCAACGAAAGGGUCCGUUGUCCUAGGCUACGUAUUCCGGCAUUUAAACCUUGUGGAGAUAGAUUACUUUGGACUCCGUUACUGUGACAGAAGUCACCAGACGCACUGGCUGGAUCCUGCAAAGACUCUUGCAGAACAUAAGGAACUCAUAAACACUGGUCCACCAUAUACUCUGUAUUUUGGAGUUAAAUUUUAUGCAGAGGAUCCUUGCAAACUAAAUGAAGAAAUUACCAGGUAUCAGGUAUUUUUACAAGUGAAACAAGAUCUCUUGCAAGGCCGCUUGCCUUGUCCUUUCAACACUGCUGCUCAGCUUGGAGCUUAUGCAAUACAAUCUGAACUUGGAGAUUAUGACCCAUACAAGCGCACUGCUGGCUAUGUAUCAGAAUACCGCUUUGUUCCAGACCAGAAAGAAGAAUUAGAAGAUGCCAUAGAAUGUAUACACAAAACUCUGGUGGGCCAAGUUCCUGCUGAAGCAGAAAUGAAUUACUUAAGAGUGGCAAAAACGCUUGAAAUGUAUGGAGUUGAUCUUCAUCCUGUCUACGGUGAAAACAAAUCUGAAUAUUUUCUAGGAUUAACCCCUGUUGGAGUGGUUGUCUAUAAGAAUAAAAAACAAGUUGGGAAAUAUUUCUGGCCUAGAAUUACAAAGGUCCACUUCAAGGAAACUCAGUUUGAACUCAGAGUCCUAGGAAAAGAUUGUAAUGAAACCUCCUUCUUUUUUGAAGCACACAGCAAAACAGCAUGCAAAAAUUUAUGGAAGUGCUGUGUAGAACACCAUACAUUCUUCAGAAUGCCUGAAAAUGUGUCUAAUUCUGUAUCAAGAAAACUUGGCAAGCUUGGAUCCCUUGGUUAUAAGCAUCGGUAUAGAAAAGCCGUCUUGACUGAAAUUCAGGAGAAGACUGGCCAUUGCAUUGAACUUAAUGGGAGGACAGCUUUGCAAAUGAACAGAGAUAUGUCCAUUCAGCUUCCUCGACCUGACCAAACGGUUGAAAGAAGCCGCAGCAAGACUUAUCCAAAAAGAAUGGCAAAAACACAACAGACUGGAUCACAUUGUACAAACCAGGUUGUUACACACAAGGAGACUGGAGAAAAUGAACAAACUACUAGAAUUAUUGCCCCCUCGCCAAUAAAAAGUUUUAAAAAAUCAAGAAAUGAAAGCAGUCCAGAAACCCAAAGAAGUAAACCUAAUGCACCAUGGGAAGAAAACUGCUCUCAGAGUGGACUCUAUAAUUCUCCCAGUGACCGUAACAGAUCACCAAAGUUUCCCUAUUCACGACGACGGCAACUUUCAGGUGGGAGUGAAAAUGAACCUGGUCAGCUGCUCAGAAGGAGAUCACGAUCCCGUUGUAAUACCAGCAGUGGUAGUGAAUCAGAAAAUUCUAACAGAGAACAUCGGAAGAAGAGAAACAGGUUGCGGCAGGAAAAUGAGAUGGUUGAUUCAGCUCCACAGUGGGAAGCAGUGCUAAGGAGACAGAAAGAGAAAAACCAAUCUGACCCUAACUAUCGGCGAUCCAGGCACAGAUCUCGUUCGAGAAGUCCAGAUGUGCAAGCAAAGGAAGAAUUAUGGAAACACAUUCAAAAGGAACUCGUGGAUCCAUCUGGCCUCUCUGAGGAACAAUUAAGAGAGAUUCCUUACACCAAAAUAGAGACUCAAGGUGACCCUGUUCGCAUUAGGCACUCUCAUUCUCCUCGGAGCUAUCGUCAGUCUCGACGGUCCCAGUGUUCUGAUGGAGAGAGAUCUGUUCUUUCAGAAGUGAACUCUAAAAUGGACCUUGUGCCUCCAUUACCUGUAACUCGCUCUUCAGAUGCUCAGUACUCCACCAUCACAGUAUCACACCAGAAGAGAAAUGGGUCUAAAGACAGCAUGAUAGAAGACACGACACACACAUCCAUUAACAACCUGGAUGGAAAGCAUAGCACAAAGACAAUAAAAACUGUACAAGCAUCACAGCUGAAGAUGGAGACCUGAUUCCAAUGAGUGCUGAAUGGAUGCCCUCUGAAGGAAUUUGUGAAUGACACAAAAGUCCAAAUACACUUUUGCCAGAAGAUAUGAAUCAUGAAAGAACAUUUGAACUGCUGCUUCAUUCCUCUGGAGCACACACUUUUUUUCUCCUUCAGCAUUCCCAUCAAAAGCAGUGAACGAAAAUUCAGCUGCUGACAUGUUAGCAGUCCUUGUAGGAAAAGCCUGUUUUGAAAAGCUACAGCCACUACAUUUCCUAAACCAGAUCAGAUGAAAGUUUCUUAUGACAGCCUAGUAACUUCAAGAUCAACAGUGUCAAAUACUGAAGGUUUGAUGCUUUUUCUAAAUGUGACAUAGUAAAUGUUUUCUAUGCUGAAUGAGAGCAGUAAAUUCUUAUGUCUGUACUUCCCCUAGCAAUAUACCAUACGCCAGUGUUUAAUCUUUUAUUAGAAUGACAAAAUGAAUUCUUCAUACAAGUAUUGGUUAUGGGGAGUUUUUCCCAACUAUUUUAUAUGCUGAUUUUCAGAUUUAAGCAUCUCUGUAUAUAAUUUGUAAUAGUGACACCACUGCCAAAGCUCCUAGGCAUUUACUUCAAUCUGCAGCUUUGCAUGAGGCAUCUAUUAUAGUUUAGAACAUAGAUUUUUUUUAGGAAAGUGUUUUUAAUGGAUACAUCUGAAGCAAGCAUUGCAUUCUUUGAAACCUUCCCUGGCUCUUGCUGCUUUGUUUUUUAAGCAACCUGCCCCUUAAAAUGUUCCUAUACGUUUUAACUGCUGGGAGUUUAAAUUUCAACAAGUCCAUUAGUGGUGAAAAGGAGACAGUGACCAUUGCAAUGGGACAAUGCAGGAGAGGAGUCCCUACUGAAGCCCCCCCCCCCCCCAGUAAUCAAUUCUGUUUACCAUGCAGCUUAAAGAGAACAGGAUUUAGACCAAAAUGGGAUGUGAGCAAAGCCCUUACAGUCUCAGCUCUCUCACUGUGGGUCUCUGUUCAUUUUUCUGAACAGUUGUGAUGAUUUUUAGUUUAAUUGUUUAAGCUUUGUGUCUGACAACUAACAGUAACAUGACAUGAAGGGGGGAGGAAAUAUUACUUAGAACGGAACCAUCAGAGCAAAACCUCUGUAAGAAAAAUUGUAAAAAUCAGUACAGAAAUACUGUGGAUGUACUUGCAUUUAAUAUGACUUUCCCCAUGAGACAGUGCCAUGGAAAACAUGCUGUUUUCAAGGGUGUUACUAAUGGCAUUUCCCUGUUAGUGUAACGUCUCUGCAAACUCAGCAGCUUGUUUUCCAAUAUGCACAAAAACUAAGCCACAUUUCAUUUUAGAAUUGGUUAGUUAAUAAGAGAACAGUCAAAUCAAAAUUAAGCAUUUCAUAUUUAUUCAGUGAGAAACACUCAAAUAUAUACGUUUACUCAAAUUAUAAACAUUUGGUGAAUUUUUCCAACUGAAAUGAACAGACCACAUGCUGAGGGGGCAGAUCACAACAUUUUCUCAUUACUUUGUACUUUUCUAACUCCGUGACCUCUGUUGGUAUCAUGCUUACCAAUCUUAGCAGUUUACAUAAUUUUGUCUGCAGGAUAUAUGAUAAUUCUAUUGUGAUAUAAAAGUUAAGUGGUUGUUUUUCCCAACUUCUUAUGAGAUCUUGUCAUACAUUCCUUUAAUAUAAUCCAAAAGAUCUUCAGUGUUUUCAUGGACUGUAAAUGUCACCAGAAGAACCUGUAUUGCUAAAAUUGCUUGUUAUUUAGUAAA